AUGCGCACCGGCGGGCCACAUCGGGCCGGACGGCUUUGCCCUUCUAAACAACAACAAUAUGUCGGCCACUCAAUUCCGUCAACCCAACCCACCCGCCUCCCGCACCUGGCUUGCCUAAUCCCACAAGUUGAAGCAGUUCGAGGUGCCCUGAUCCGCGAAGGCCGAUCUGCCCCCGGCUAUGUAUCCCAGGACUUCCUACGUUUUGGCCGCUCGGCCGCCGUGGACGCCGACACCCGCACGAACUUCUACCGUCAGGGCUGGAGAUAUGUCCGCCCCAAUAUCUUCUUCCCCGAUACGGAGUGGUCAUAC
Messenger RNA from Mesorhabditis spiculigera, 309 nucleotides. The record is from the annotation of a GenBank genome assembly. NCBI's taxonomy places the organism in Eukaryota, Metazoa, Nematoda, Chromadorea, Rhabditida, Rhabditidae.